This is a messenger RNA of Zingiber officinale, 666 nucleotides long. RefSeq names its product T-complex protein 1 subunit gamma-like. Gene Ontology annotation, biological process: protein folding. Bases 1 to 666 code for a protein of 221 amino acids. Gene Ontology annotation, cellular component: chaperonin-containing T-complex. The transcript is spliced from 7 exons. The record is from RefSeq and is a predicted model, not a curated record. Gene Ontology annotation, molecular function: ATP-dependent protein folding chaperone; ATP binding. NCBI's taxonomy places the organism in Eukaryota, Viridiplantae, Streptophyta, Magnoliopsida, Zingiberales, Zingiberaceae.
AUGUCUGACUGGGAAGUACUGCUGAAGAUGGAAGAGGAAUAUAUACAAAAUAUGUGCAUGCAGUUACUAAAGUUCAAACCUGAUUUAGUGAUUACUGAAAAAGGGCUCAGUGAUCUUGCGUGCCAUUACCUCAGCAAGGCUGGAGUUAGUGCUAUCCGGAGAUUGAGGAAGACAGACAACAAUAGAAUUGAUAAGGCUUGUGGGGGUGUUGUUGGCUGUUUGAGAUCAAAAAAUUUUGGUGAUGAGUUUUUUGCAUUUAUUGUGGAUUGCAAAGAUCCGAAAGCUUGUACUGUGCUUCUGAGAGGUGCUAGUAAGGAUCUCCUGAAUGAGGUUGAAAGAAACCUGCAGUGGCUCUAUGAAGCUGCUGCUAUAGCUUUUGAAGCAAUCCCACGGACCUUAGCUCAGAAUUGUGGGGUAAAUGUAAUUCGUACAAUGACUGCUCUCCAAGGAAAGCAUGCUAGUGUCGGAAAUGAAUGGGUUGGCAUUGAUGGAAACACAGGUGAAAUUGUCAAUAUGAAGGAACGGAAGAUUUACAAUGUGAAGGCCCAAACGUUUAAGACAGCCAUUGAAGCAGCUUGCAUGCUUCUGAGGAUUGAUGAUAUUGGGCCAUUAUUGAAGUUGAAAAAAAAAACAGAAGAAACUGUUGGAUCUAUUUCGAGUCUUUGA